AUGUGUUUUAAUUUUGUUCAGAUAGCCACCCAGACCCUAUGGAACAUCAGGAUUGUUGUGCUAGCCAAGCCUGAGCACGAAAACAGAAUCUCACACAUCUUCUCAGACAGCGUCAAGACAGGGAUCGCCAACGCUUUGGGUAAGUCCCAUCAACUCACUGCAGUCCCGUCAACUCACUGCAGUCCCGUCAACUCACUGCAGUCCCAUCAACUCACUGCUCUUUGGGACAGUUUCCCAGACACCGAUUAUACCUAGUCCUAUAUUAAAAAGCUUGCUCAAUGCAGAAUACUCUUUGAAAUUGAUUUUUAGUCCAGGACUAACCUUAAUCUGUGUCCGGGAAACAGGCCCUUUGGGUAACUAGGUAAAUGAUCAAAGAUGCAUACAUCCAUAUUAUUUUUGUUUUUCCAGGAAAUAAGGGAGCAGUGGGCGUUUCCUUCAUGUUCAAUGGUACUUCCUUUGGCUUCGUUAACAGUCACCUGACCUCAGGCAGUGAGAAGAAGACCAGGUGAGCUGCAGGGACCAGAAAUAGUUGACAAAUCAUUUUCACAAUAUACAAAUCCUAAAGCAUACUAAAUAGCUGUGUCAAAUGGAGACCAUUUCCAUGUUUUCCCAGAACUCCUGACCCCCUAGGAACCAGAUUGCAUUGAAAGCUAAAUGGCGUUAAAUAAAUAAAAAGUGUAUUGAUUACACUGAUACAAUAUCAGUAGGUACAGAGAUUUGGGAUUAAAAAUGACCAAAUAAAUACAGACCAUUUUAAUGUAGUAUAUGUCUGACCAGAACUUCUCUCAAUUGCCUUGCAUUGAGUCAUAAAUGAAAAGAUUUCCACGGGCACAAUAUCAGUGCAUUUAACAUCUCGUCAAAACGUCUCUAAACUCAUAUGAGGUUUGUUUGUUUAUGCUCCAGUAUUGUUUAGAUUGUCUGUUGUUUGUGGCCUGUCUGCUCUAUUUCCUGAGGAGUCUAUUGACGCAUCGGUGCCUCAGUCUAAGUAACAUAGUUAAAAGAUCCCCAUCAAAAUCCGUCAGUUUAAAAUAGAGAUAUAUAUUUUUAAGAAUUAACAGCCUUUAACUGUUUCUGUUAGUUUCUGUUUGAUGAAUAGAGAAACACAAAGAUAUGAGCCUGCAUAUUGCAAAAAUAGCUAACCGUGAGAAAAGAAGACAUCAUAUCUCAACUUGAAACAAGACAUUUAAUUCCUGAACAUUUCUUCUCUUGCCAGACGCAACCAGAAUUACGUCAGCAUCCUACGCUUCCUUAAUCUUGGAGAUAAGAAACUGAAUCCUUUUGACAUCACACAUCGAUUCACUCAUCUGUUCUGGCUUGGGGAUCUGAAUUAUCGAAUCGAACUGCCAACCACAGUAAGUUAUACUUAGUUUAGCAGUUAGUUACCAUUGGGUGGGGAGAUUGUAUUGCAGCUAAUUCGGGGGGUAGCCUGACUGGGACUCGACCCCAGGUCCAGCAGCUGUCAUAUUCUUACGAAUAUUCUAAAAUCAGUAUGUAAACAAAAAUGAUGCGCAUUUUCCAAACAUAGACGCGUUUCCAUAAAAUUGACUUGCGGCAGGUAAAAGGCUGUGCGUGAUGACGUAGUGCACAUAAAAAUACCUUUUGCGGUUACAUUCCCAUGUACAGAUUAUUAUUAUUUUAUCUGACAUGUACUUUAGGUUGGAUAGAGACCUGGUUAGUGUAAUAAUGACAGUGUAAUCAACAAAUGAUCUCUCUACGACAGUCUGCUGAAGGUAUUAGUUAUAUUGAAGUAACCUACAGUGCAUUAUAAAAGUAUUCAUCCCCCUUGGCGUCUUUCCUAUUUUGUUGCAUUACAACCUGUCAUUUAAAUGGAUUUUUAUUUGGAUUUCAUGUAAAUGGACAUUUCACAAAAUAGUCCAAAUUGGUGAAGUGAAAUGAAACAAAUUACUUGUUUCAAACAAUUCUAAAAAAUAAAUAACGCCGCUGUGUUGCGUGCAUAUGUAUUCACCCCCUUUGCUAUGAAGCCCCUAAAUAAGAUCUGGUGCAACCAAUUCAGAAGUCACAUAAUUAGUUAAAUAAAGUCCACCUGUGUGCAAUCUAAGUGUCACAUGAUCUGUCACAUGAUCUCAGUAUAUAUACACCUGUUCUGAAAGGCCCCAGAGUCUGCAACACCACUAAGCAAGGGGCACCACCAAGCAAGCUGCACCAUGAAGACCAAGGAGCUCUCCAAACAGGUCAGGGACAAAGUUGUGGAGAAGUACAGAUCAGGGUUGGGUUAUAAAAAAAAGAUCAGAAACUUUGAACAUCCCACGGAACACCAUUAAAUCCAUUAUAAAAAAAUUUUUUUGAAAGAAUAUGGCACCACAACAAACCUGCCAAGAGAGGGCCGCCCACCAAAACUCACAGACCAGGAAAGGAGGGCAUUAAUCAGAGAGGCAACAAAGAUACCAAAUAUAACCCUGAAGGAGCUGCAAAGCUCCACAGCGGCGAUUGGAGUAUCUAUCCAUAGGACCACUUUAAGCCGUACACUCCACAGAGCUGGGCUUUACGGAAGAGUGGCCAGAAAAAAGCAAGUUGUUACUUUGCCACUGAGGACAGACCGCCUGGUGCAUGAAAACAGUGGGUGCAUCCCAAAUGGCACCCUAUUCCCCUAUGUAGUGCAAUAUAUAUAGGGAAUAGGGUGCCAUUUGGGAAACACAGCCAGCAUGCAGUUCCUGUUCCCUAUUUCUCUGUUAGCAGCAGUUAGGUGAAAUAGGGACUGUGCUGUGCUGCUGACAUCGCUGGGCAGGAAGAGAGAGCAGCUACUUUGCAUUGUGUUCCAUUGCCGGAAGCAGAGAGCAUUGUGUUCCCUUACAGGAAGCAGAGAGCAUUGUGUUCCCUUACAGGAAGCAGAGAGCAUUGUGUUCCCUUACAGGAAGCAGAGAGCAUUGUGUUCCCUUACAGGAAGCAGAGAGCAUUGUGUUCCCUUACAGGAAGCAGAGAGCAUUGUGUUCCCUUACAGGAAGCAGAGAGCAUUGUGUUCCCUUACAGGAAGCAGAGAGCAUUGUGUUCCCUUACAGGAAGCAGAGAGCAUUGUGUUCCCUUACAGGAAGCAGAGAGCAUUGUGUUCCCUUACAGGAAGCAGAGAGCAUUGUGUUCCCUUACAGGAAGCAGAGAGCAUUGUGUUCCCUUACAGGAAGCAGAGAGCAUUGUGUUCCCUUACAGGAAGCAGAGAGCAUUGUGUUCCCUUACAGGAAGCAGAGAGCAUUGUGUUCCCUUACAGGAAGCAGAGAGCAUUGUGUUCCCUUACAGGAAGCAGAGAGCAUUGUGUUCCCUUACAGGAAGCAGAGAGCAUUGUGUUCCCUUACAGGAAGCAGAGAGCAUUGUGUUCCCUUACAGGAAGCAGAGAGCAUUGUGUUCCCUUACAGGAAGCAGAGAGCAUUGUGUUCCCUUACAGGAAGCAGAGAGCAUUGUGUUCCCUUACAGGAAGCAGAGAGCAUUGUGUGCCCUUACGGGGCUGUGUCCCUUACAGGAAGCAGAGAGCAUUGUGUUCCCUUACAGGAAGCAGAGAGCAUUGUGUUCCCUUACAGGAAGCAGAGAGCAUUGUGUUCCCUUACAGGAAGCAGAGAGCAUUGUGUUCCCUUACAGGAAGCAGAGAGCAUUGUGUUCCCUUACAGGAAGCAGAGAGCAUUGUGUUCCCUUACAGGAAGCAGAGAGCAUUGUGUUCCCUUACAGGAAGCAGAGAGCAUUGUGUUCCCUUACAGGAAGCAGAGAGCAUUGUGUUCCCUUACAGGAAGCAGAGAGCAUUGUGUUCCCUUACAGGAAGCAGAGAGCAUUGUGUUCCCUUACAGGAAGCAGAGAGCAUUGUGUUCCAUUGCAGGAAGCAGAGAGCAUUGUGUUCCCUUACAGGAAGCAGAGAGCAUUGUGUUCCCUUACAGGAAGCAGAGAGCAUUGUGUUCCCUUACAGGAAGCAGAGAGCAUUGUGUUCCCUUUACAGGAAGCAGAGAGCAUUGUGUUCCCUUACAGGAAGCAGAGGAGCAUUGUGUUCCCUUACAGGAAGCAGAGAGCAUGUGUUUCCCUUACAGGAAGCCAGAGAGCAUUGUGUUCCCUUACAGGAAGCAGAGAGCAUUGUGUUCCCUUACAGGAAGCAGAGAGCAUUGUGUUCCCUUACAGGAAGCAGAGAGCAUUGUGUUCCCUUACAGGAAGCAGAGAGCAUUGUGUUCCCUUACAGGAAGCAGAGAGCAUUGUGUUCCCUUACAGGAAGCAGAGAGCAUUGUGUUCCCCUUACAGGAAGCAGAGAGCAUUGGUUCCCUUACAGGAAGCAGAGAGCAUUGUGUUCCCUUACAGGAAGCAGAGAGCAUUGUGUUCCCUUACAGGAAGCAGAGAGCAUUGUGUUCCCUUACAGGAAGCAGAGAGCAUUGUGUUCCCUUACAGGAAGCAGAGAGCAUUGUGUUCCCUUACAGGAAGCAGAGAGCAUUGUGUUCCCUUACAGGAAGCAGAGAGCAUUGUGUUCCCUUACAGGAAGCAGAGAGCAUUGUGUUCCCUUACAGGAAGCAGAGAGCAUUGUGACCAAGAUCAAACAGCAGCAGUACCAGGAACUGCUGUGCAGAGACCAGCUCACCAUUGAGAGGGCAGAAGAGAAGGUCUUCCUACACUAU
Messenger RNA from Coregonus sp. 'balchen', 4595 nucleotides. Lineage: Eukaryota; Metazoa; Chordata; Actinopteri; Salmoniformes; Salmonidae. The record is from the annotation of a GenBank genome assembly.